GUUGUGAGAGGGUAGAGAAUAGCAAAGGAAAUCCCAAACUUUUGACAUAGACAAGGCAAGGACCCCGAAAUGUGGAAACUACAGGUGAACACGGCAAGCCGUUCGUAUUCGUCUAUGCAUGUCUUCCUAUCGCAGUGAUACGUUAAUCAUAGCAGAGAUUUGAGGGUCUGUCUUCGAUAGUGGUUACUGUUGCUUAUCACACAGGUAGCUGUGUAAAGCAGGAUGCCAGAGAUGACUGAAACCCAGGACCUUGGCCAUAAACCUAGAAGAAGAAAAAAUAAAGAAAUUCACAAUGCCGUUGAGAAAAAGAGAAAGGAGAAGAUCAAUGCUGGUAUAAACCGCAUUGGGAAUCUUCUGCCAUGCUCUCAGGCACUAAAACAGAGUAAGAACAUGAUCCUCGAUGAGGCCUUCCGCUACAUUACUGAGCUAAAGAAACAAAACGAUGCAAUGCUCCUUGAAGGAGGAGACAAAGGUCAAGCGGAGGAGAUCCGGCGUCUCCGGCGGCAACUGGAGGAGCUGAGGAAGGAGAGCGGCCAUUACAUCGAGCUGCUCAAAGCUCACGACAUCAACUUCCUGGAUGACCCCAGCAUCCACUGGAAGGGCAAGAUGCGUUGCGCCAAGGUUGCCAAGGUGACGCCCAACCACCAGCCCUCCAAAGGGAUCAUCGUCUACCCUAACGGGAACACGACGUGUGCCGCGGGAAAAGAGCCCGGCUCUGGGAAACAGCAAGAGGAGGCGGUCUUCAUCCAGCCGUCCUGCGACGUCAUCCUCCAUCAUCCGCAUUCCUACAUCACCGUCCAGGGCCUCUGUCCCCUACCCACCGGCACCACAGCCCUGCCCCAGCCCACACCCCAAGCCCCUAGUCUGACUGCAGCGUCAUCCAGCCUAGCCACCCACCUCCCAUAUCACUUUGUCCCUAGCCUUACAGCCCUCCCUCAGGUUGUGACUACAUCCAGAGCUCUCGUCUCAGAAAUCUCCACCCAGUUAAACACCCAGCCGGGGGUUGGGACCAGGAGUCAGAGCUACACCACCCCCCCCCCCAGCUCAGGCCUGCUGAGGGCUGAGGCAGCAGGCAGCACACAGACCACGUGGACCACACUACAGCUGGCAGGGAACACAGUGCAGCCAGUCUGCCAGAAUCUACCCGCCCCAGAGAUGAACACUACUGGCCAGACAAUGCAACAACUGACUGUAUGCCCCGUGGCCACCAAAGCUACAGUUCAGCCAGUUCAUAUCCAGAUGAGGCCUCAGCUACCCAUAAAACAGGCCCCUAUCACAGCCCAUAUCCAGGCCCAGCCCUCCAUCCAGAAGCCCCCCCAUCUACAGCCAUCCAUCAUUGCCCAACCCCAUUUACUGCCCCAGUGUGCUGUCCUUCCACAGACAGCCAGAGUCCCACAGCAACCUGUUCUAACCCACCCUGCCAUGAUGCCACAACCACAAACGACUGUGUUACAAAAGGCUUCGGUGGUUCCCCAUCCCCAGACAGCUGUCCUGCCCCAGCCAGCCUUGGGCCAGCAGCCCCAGGCUGCAGUGCUGCCCCUGCUUCAGACCAUGCAGGUGCUGCAGGUUAAUCCUGCAGGCUCGACUGUUGCCGGGGUGACCGCUUCGCAGAACACUAACAACCCCAGCGUUGUCAUCCUGCAGCAAGCCAAUCCGUGCUCUACCCAGCCAGUUGCUCGAGAGGACUUGACCAAUCAGACAGCUUGCCAGCACAUCGUUAUCAUCCAAGCCCCCAAUCAGACGUCACCUGUUCCUCAGAACCCGUCGGUUGGCAUGGUGACGGCUACGGUGCCUGUAGUCUCCAGUCAGAUCGUCUCGACCAGUUGCACUACUUCUACCACUGGCCUCCAGACCGUCGGGGGGAAGCAGCUGGUUCACAUUCUACCCCGGCCCUCCGCAACAACAACCCACACGCCCCAGCCUGCCGCCUGCCCCCCGGCUUCACCUGGCCCCUCCGCCCCCCAGACCAUCACUGUAAACGGCCAGGUGUUUGCCCUGAAGCCCAUGAAGACCUCCGACAAGGGCGGCCCCCAGGGAACCCAGAGCACCCUUCAGCUGGUUCAGCCCACCACCAGCGAGGAGCCCACCACCAACGUGGCCCUCAACAGUCUCGGGGCCCUUAGUAGCCUCAACCAGAGCAUCUCUCAGGGCAUGCCUCAGCACAGCAUCUCCAGCCAGGGAAGCCUCCAGCUGUCUGGUGCCUCUCCAGCGUACUCGGUGGUGCAGCAUCAUCAGCUGCCUCCCGUCUCUGGCUCCGCCCCUGCCACCCCCGUCAGACAGCUCCAGUCUCCCAGUGGAGCGUCAGCCGGACGAGGGGGCGGGACGGGGAAGGCAGCCCCUAAGAGAAUCCCCACAAAGAGGACCAAGACAACCAGGAGGAGAGAACCCAAACAGCGACGCAGCACGGCCGCCAUUUCUACCAGACCGGUAGUGGCAGCAGAAGACAGUCCUAAACAGACGGGCGCUGUGUCUCAAGAUGCCCCCCCUUUUGCUACUGUGGCUGUGGGUGCUGUUAGCGGCGUUGCUAACGCACCCUCAGUCAGUGACGCAUUAAAACAGAGCAUUAACUCAGACAGCGUUGUCUGCUCUGCACAGAGCACACUAAAGAAUAUAAAUGUUUGUACUUCACAAACUGGUCUGACCACAUCUGUACAGCCCGCGUUAACGGUUAGCGGCGUCAACUCGACUCAAGGUGAAGUCGUUGUCUGUAUUGUUGGCACCAGUCCUACAGUCGGCCCUGCCGUUUCCUCCCAGAGCAAAGCACACACGGUAGUCAGUGUCCCUCAGAACAAGCGUGCCGCUUCACAGGAUAGGCAGGCCGUCUCCGUGACGACCGGCACAGCACAAACCAGAUCGCCUCCGUCUGCCGUCGCUUCUUCUAAACAAAGCAAACCCGGUGUCACCAGUGCCUGGGCCACAGAAACUAGACUCGCCACCGUCAGUCCGGCUACGACGGCAUGUCAGCCACUUGUCGGCACAGUCACUUCCACACAGGCUGAACAGUUGGUUUCCCUCCAGGACUCUGUGCUUACUACUUCGGUUUGUCAGACCAGGCCAGACAACAUACAGGAGCACCAGUUUACCGCCCUGGCCCAGGCCCAGCCCCUGGCCCAGCCCCUGGUCCUGGCCCAGCCCGUGCCCCAGGCCCAGCCUGUGGCCCAGACCCAGCCCUUGGCCCAGCUCCAGCCCCUGGCCCUUUCCUCUGUACCCUCAUCCACAGCUUCAUCCUCUGCGGCUCUGUUGCCUGUUGUCCCUCCGAUCCCUGCUGAAUUCCGAAAACGGACUCAAACAAACCGACCCUCAGCCCAGCAGCCAGACCAGAACAACCUUGCCUCCUCCUUGUCCUCCAAUGCUGUGCUCAAACUUCCAGACGUCUCCGAGAGGGAGCCUCAGAGAGGGAAAUCGAAUCCCACGACGGCCAUGGAAAAGGAAAGCCAGAGGAACAAUACCACCCCUUCCAGAAAGAUCUCUGCCCUCCCACAGCAAGUGUACUCCCUAGAACACCAGGUCACGGAACAACCAAACCAAACACACCAAACAUCAAACCCGCAGACGGACUCUCCCAUGUCCGCCGGAGCGGGGGGCGGGAGGGGCUUCUCCGUGGCGUCCAUGCUGCCCCAAGCAUUCACCUUCACCUCAGAGCAGGCUGACAUCCUGGCUUUGGCUAUGCUGGAGCAGGACAGCUCUGGGGGAAGAGUAGACAUCCCCAUCUCCGCAAACAACCCUACUUGGGAACCCCCAAAGUCACAGCAAGCCCCCCACUGCAAAGAGAGGGUUACGGGGCCUCAGACAAAGGUUACCAAGACGACCAUGGAGCCAGUGGUAGCCAAGCCGCCUUCCCAGGUGGCGGUCAGAGGUCAGGCUGGAGAGACGGGGGCCGUCAGCGGGCCCUCGGGGGCCAGACACCCGCAGAACAUCAACUAUGCCCAGUCUCACACCCACACCCAGUCCCACGUCCAGAGCCAGGCGCACGCUGGAACCGUGGGCACCCUCAGUGUCAACAACCUCAUCAGGUCCAGCUCCAGCCAGCAGCCCUACCCUGGCUCCCCCGGCAUGGCUGCUGGCCAGCAAGGCUCGGUCCCAUCUCCGGUGGGCACCUCAGCGCUGGCGUCCCAGCCCUCUACCUCCGGCCACACUUCCUGCUCUGGGAACGGCCAGCUGAGUGACUAUGCCCCCGUCAAGAGCUCUCUGAUGAGGGCUUCCAUGGGCAUGGGGGAACGACACGUUAAGGACAUAUCCAAGCGUCCCGCCCCGGAGGACGUGAUGUUGCCUUCCAGCAACAAGCGUCCCAAGACCUGUCCGUCGGCCGCCCCCAGUGUGGGCCGUAUGGAGGUGAAGGCCCAGGAUCACGGGCAGAGUCAGAUGAUGAUUGGCCAGGUUCCCCCCAGCUCCUCAACCGUCAUGAGCAGGAUAAACCCUGACGGAGGAGGUACCUUGUUCUCCAGUAACUCCUUCAUGAGCACAGUGCUCAGGCCCAUAGACAGCCACUGUGCCCCCCAGCAUCAGGAACAGAGCCAGCCAGGAGUGCUGCACCUGCCCCAGGGGCAUUCCCAGCACGGGGCGCCCCAGCCCGGGCAGCAUCUGGGGCCAAACCAGUACCUGAAACAACAGCAGCAGCAACAACAACAGGAUCACCAGAGGCAUCACUUGUAUCAGCUCCAGCACCAUCUCACCCAGCCUGACCCUGCUCAACUGCACAGUCUCCACCAGAGGGCGUUGCAGCAGGACCCACAGCACGUCCAGAACGCCCAGAAGAAAAGGGGACUUGUCCGAGCCAAUCAGAGCGGACCCCCUGUGGGGCUUCAGCAGAAACAGCAUCACCUGGAGAAGGCUGGAGUGCAUCAACAACAACAGCAGCAGCAGCAGCAGACACAACAACACCAACAACAACAUGCCCAACAGCCAUCACAUCAACAACAACAACAAACGCAUCAGCAGUCACAACAUCAACAGCAGCAGCCGUCCCAACAUCAACAAGCCCAACAUCAGCAGCAUCAACAACAGACACAGCAUCAACAACAGUCCCAGACACAGCAGCAUCAACAACAGUCCCAACAGCAGCAGCAACAACAACAGCUACAGCAGCAACAAAGCUCUCACUCCAGACACCAGCACCUGCAGCAGCACCUGCAGCAGCAGCAGCACUUUGGAGCGUCUCGACACCAGGAGAAGAGCUGCGAUGCCCAGCCAGCGGGUUCCAGGGCGCACCACAGCAGCCACCUAGCCCAGCAGGAACACCACAAGUCUGGUCAGGAACACAUGCAACGUCUGAUGAGCUCUAGGACCCUGGAGCAGCAGCUGAUAUCCCAGCCCGGCAACAACCCCGCGUCUCGGCCUUCCGACCUGGCCUGCGCCCCCUCGCGGCAGGAGCGCCACCGCGUCUCCAGCUAUUCCGCGGAGGCCCUCAUCGGAAAGACCUCCUCCAGCGGCGACCAGCAGCAGCGGAUGGUGGGGCUGCACUUGCAGGCCACGCGGGGCAGCACCCAGGAGCAGCCAGACCUGCGGGGGUACCUGGACACGUCCAGAGGGAAAGGCAAUAUCGGGCACAACCCCCAGAACCCCAGGCUGAGCCAGGAACACCCCGGGCCGUCGGACAUCCAGCGGGGGUUGGAAUGCCCCCCGUUCAAAGCCCUGGGCGGUGGAGGAGGUCAUCAGCUAGGUGGCUUUGAGGUGCAAGUGUCCCGCGGUGGGGACAUGGCCCCUAAAUCCAUCCCCCCUUCCCAGAGAGGUCCGCAGGGGCAGCAGCAGGGCGUGUUCAGGAUGGGGGUCGGCUCUCCCGGGGAUGGAAGACCCCGCGGGGGUUACAGUGGAGCUCACCCGGGGCCCCAGGGGGUGCAGAUAGGGGCGGGGUUACCCAGGGACCAGGAGGGUUGUCACCAUAGCUUCAUGCAGUCCCUUCUCUCUCCGCACAUUUCAGAGCAGACUAACCACCAGAGGGCAGUGCAGUGCUGCCCUCCAGUCAGCAUGGAGUACAGCUGUGUGCCGGGAGCCUCUGCAGGAGACAUGCAGGCCAAGGCAUCCAGCCCCAGUGUGCCUCCUACUCAGAAGACCCCAGGUAUGAGGCUUGGAGAGGGAAACAAGGGCCAUCUCGCCCAGGCUGGUGGGAACAUGCACGGAGGUCCCGGGGUACGAGCAGGCCUCCCCCACCCUGCUACCCCUCACAGCAGCUCGGAGCCUGGCCGUAGUUCAGCCCCCUCCAGGCCCCCUGGUGCUGUCAGCCAGCGCUCACGCCACCUCGCCCCGGACGCCCAGCCUGCCAAGCUCCGUCCUGGGGACAGGCUUCGUUCAGGCACCCUGAGACCAGGCAACCCUUUUGAGCCUGAGGGACACCUUCCCCUCCCCUCUGGUGGAGGGGUGCUCCUGGGAAGACCCCAGUCAGGGGGCGAAGCACGUCGCAGCAGCAUCGUCCGCUUUAUGGCCGACAGCUCUCAAGUCUCCGGGGACAACAACUUGGUGCCUGACCAACACUUGGCCCAAAACUUUGGCUUCCCCCCCUUCAUCGCUGAGGGAGGGAUGAACCACCCGCCCCCCAUCAAUGCCAACUCCACCUUCAUCCCCCCGGUCAGCCAGUCCAGCUCCUCCCGCACCCCUGCCCUGCUCCCCGUGGAGUCCCAGAACACCAUCCCCUCUUUCUACCCCUCCUACUCCCCCGCGGCCCACCCCAGCUUGCCCAGUGACAUCCCUCUUCAGUACUUCUCCAAUCAGAUGUUUACGAGCCCCGGCGCAGACAAGGCUAGCGCCGCUCCUCUCAACAACCGCUUCGGCUCCAUCCUCUCUCCUCCGCGCCCGGUCGGGUUUGCCCAGGCCAGCUUUCCCUUACUCCCUGACAUGCCGCCCAUGCCCAUCACCAACUCCUCGGGCAUCACCGCCCACCUGUCCAACUUCAGUCUCACGUCUCUGUUCCCGGAGAUCGCCGCGGCGAUGCCCUCCGACGGCUCGUCCAUGCCCAUGUCCCCCCUCCUGUCUCUGUCCAACACCUCAUCGAGUGACUCAGGCAAGCAACCCAACCGGCCCGCCCACAACAUCAGCCACAUCCUGGGGCAUGAUGGGAGCUCUGCGGUGUAGGCGGAGCCAAGUUUAUCCUCAGUGAGAAGUUUAGGGAUCAGUUAACAGAAGUCCAAGUUCUAGUUUUAUUUGGGUGGCAAGAUUGUUGAAGCUAUGACUCUCAAUCUGUGUUUACAUUUCAGUAUUUUGAUUUUCUUUACUUUCUCUGCGUGUGACAUCUGGACGCUGCGAAUCUGUUUGGGUUGGUCUGCUCCUGGAGUUGUGAUGCACAAUGAAUCAUUCAGGAGCAGGUUGGAUGACCUGCUGUUGAGGUUGUAAACAUUUUCAUGAACCAUAGGAUACACUAUACAGUAUUGUGUGUUGCAGUAUCCUAACAAAUGUCUGUUUUAUGAUUUUCUCUUUGAGCCUGAUAGUUUGAUACACACUCAAGUUAUGGACCUCAAUGGGUCAGCUUUCAUUUACUGCAGCUUUUAAGAGGAAUCUUGAAUAGAAAAAGCACUUGCACAAUAUCCGUAAAUGUAAUCUACUAACUAAAUCAGGGUGGAUUGGAUAAAAUAUUUUGUAAAUACAAUGUUUCAUACCAGUAUAGUUAGUUUGUAUGUAU
Hypomesus transpacificus is the source of this 7609-nucleotide messenger RNA. Its product is annotated as basic helix-loop-helix domain-containing protein USF3. Gene Ontology annotation, molecular function: protein dimerization activity. The coding region runs from base 223 to 7065 and encodes 2280 amino acids. The transcript is spliced from 7 exons. NCBI's taxonomy places the organism in Eukaryota, Metazoa, Chordata, Actinopteri, Osmeriformes, Osmeridae. The record is from RefSeq and is a predicted model, not a curated record.